Molecule: messenger RNA, 1723 nt
Organism: Notothenia coriiceps (black rockcod)
Lineage: Eukaryota; Metazoa; Chordata; Actinopteri; Perciformes; Nototheniidae
Gene: nudt15
Product: nudix (nucleoside diphosphate linked moiety X)-type motif 15
Exons: 3
Coding region: 118-594 (158 amino acids)
Biological process (GO): dGTP catabolic process
Cellular component (GO): cytosol
Molecular function (GO): 8-oxo-7,8-dihydrodeoxyguanosine triphosphate pyrophosphatase activity
Source: RefSeq, a predicted model, not a curated record
UCAAACGAUGUUUAAAGCCAAAACGGAAGUACACAGACGGGAACCCUCUUGCUCUGGUUUAGCUAACUUUUUAGCUAGCUUUUUUAAUAUACGUGAGUCGUAUUUAAGGUUGCCCAGAUGUCUGAUAAAACUAUGAAACGUCCAGGAGUUGGGGUCGGAAUUCUUGUAACAGACUCAGCGCACCCCGGCUGUGUUCUCCUGGGGAAACGGAGAAGUGCAAUGGGCCAAGGGAAGUACCAGCUCCCCGGCGGCCACUUGGAGUUUGGAGAGACGUGGGAGGAGUGUGCUCACAGAGAGGUGUUGGAGGAAGCAGGGGUGUGUUUGGUGAACGUCUGCUAUGCCUCUGUGGUGAACUCCAUCAAACUGGAGGAGCAGUACCACUACGUCACCAUCAUCAUGCAAGGAGAACUGGACAGGAAGCAGUCAGGAGAGCCAGAGAACCUGGAGCCAGAGAAAAAUGAGAGUUGGACCUGGACUCCAUGGGACCAGUUUCCUCCAGAGGAGCUGCUUUUCUUGCCGUUAGCCAACCUGAGACAACAAGGCUUCCAGCCGUUCAGGAACAUAAUAACAUCCAGCAUUGAAACUCAGCUUUAAACGUUUGCCUUGGGAAACUUCCAAAGCAAAAAUACCUCUUCAAAAGUCAAUCUCUUGGUUUACAACGGUGGAUGGAUAACAUGUAGUUUCUAAAACAUAAAACACAAUUUAGAGUGGCACAAGGACUUGAAAUGUUUUGAACACAAGACACGUUUCAAAGUUUUUAUUAUUUUGUAUUGCUUUUUGGCGCCAGAUGUUAUUUACAGUAUAUUUCGACGUCGUCAUAUUCAAUUAAAUAAAAAAGAUUUGUGGAUAUACUAAUGUGUCAGGCAUUGCCUAAAAUAAGAUUUGUAUUGAAGUCUAUGAUUAAUUAUAGGUGUAUUUAUGUAUAAUAAAUAGAAUCAAAGGUGCAUUGGUAUGUAUGAUGCAUUUACAUACUUUUGAUCAUAAUUAAUCUACAAAAAUGUAUAGCUUAAAUAAGGAUAAAAAACAUUUUGUCUUAAAAACUGGAGCUCCCCUUGAAACUAACCUAACGUACGCAAGAUAAAUGAAACUUAAAGCAAAACAGCAAGAGUUAUUUCCCCCCCUCACAUCAGGGUGGUGCUGGUGACACCCAAGGCUAACAGUAUGCUCCACAGGGUUGCAGCGGUGGUUGCAGUGGCCCCACUAAAGGUCUUGUCGUGGGCGUAGGUGAUGAUGUGCAGGGCUCCGCUGUAGGCCUCCUCGCAGGUCGGCUGGAUCUGAUCCUGGGGAAGCUCGAAGCCAAACGUCCCGCCAUCUCUCAACUCAAAGGUGUAGGUUAAGGGGAUCCCCUGCAUCCGGGCCCAGUCUUGGGAGGAACCAGAGUUGGCGUCUGUAGAAAGAGGGUACACUGCUGUUUUUCUGCUAGCACGGCAACAAAGUCAAAUAAAUCUGUGACCAGCUGUGAUGUGUGGACUUACACAACACAUCCGGUGAGGUUCCUACGGUGUAGUCCUUCCCGUGCACGCUCCGAAUGGCGUCUGCUGCACCCCUACCUACCUUCAUCUGAAGAAACACAUUAGCAUUUGUUAUACAGUCAUUGAAAGCAUCUGUAUUAGCUCUGUGUGCUUUACUUUUUCUUUAGUGUAAGAAAGAAAACUGAAAUGAGUUGUCUCAAAAUGACCCAUAAUGACUGCAAAGACAUGCAAAACACCAGAAAAAUUAGCAC